This is a messenger RNA of Ceratosolen solmsi marchali, 1763 nucleotides long. It is a transcript of the gene spin, whose product is annotated as lysolipid transporter protein spinster. Bases 91 to 1629 code for a protein of 512 amino acids. The record is from RefSeq and is a predicted model, not a curated record. Gene Ontology annotation, molecular function: transmembrane transporter activity. Gene Ontology annotation, biological process: transmembrane transport. The transcript has 9 exons. Gene Ontology annotation, cellular component: membrane. NCBI's taxonomy places the organism in Eukaryota, Metazoa, Arthropoda, Insecta, Hymenoptera, Agaonidae.
GGUGGUGGCGGCGGUGAGGUGGUUGGUGUGCCACCGCGAGGUGAGACGAGGAUCGCCGUCCAAGGCGCUCGCACGGAGCGGUGAACUCUCAUGGUGAACGAUGGGCAUGGACCCGCGACCUCGGCCGUCGUCGUCGGGUCGCGGUCCGUGCGCAAGAGCAGCAACAGCAACGGCGCGAGCCUGCGUUCGGUCACCGUCCGCGAAUGGGUCGCUGUCUUCGUCCUCUGUUUCGUCAACCUCAUCAAUUACAUGGACAGGUUCACCAUUGCCGGAGUACUAACAGAAAUACAAAAUGAUUUUCAUAUCGACAAUGGUCAGUCUGGAUUGCUUCAAACGGCAUUUAUUAUAAGUUACAUGAUAUUUGCACCGUUAUUUGGAUAUUUAGGAGAUCGUUAUAACAGAAAAAUAAUUAUGAGCGCAGGAGUGUUUUUAUGGUGUUUGACUACAUUUAUUGGAUCGUAUAUGAAAUCGUAUGGUUGGUUCCUAUUCUUCCGAACAUUAGUGGGUAUCGGAGAAGCUAGUUAUUCUACAAUUGCUCCCACAAUAAUUAGCGAUUUGUUUAUUAAAGAUGUGCGCUCAAAAAUGCUGGCACUAUUUUAUUUUGCAAUACCAGUUGGCAGCGGUUUAGGAUAUAUAACAGGAGGUGAAAUGGCAACGGCUACUGGUUCUUGGCAGUGGGGAUUAAGGAUAACACCAUCAUUGGGAAUUUUAGCAAUUAUUCUUAUUUUAUCAUUAGUGCGAGAUCCCGUCCGAGGAGAAAAAGAAGGCGGAUCCCAUGUGGCUACUACCGCCUGGUCUGAUGACAUUAAAGCUUUAUUAAAAAAUCAGAGUUUCAUGCUAAGUACAGUAGGGUUUACGUGCGUGUCCUUUGUUAGUGGUGCGCUUGCAUUUUGGGGACCGAAAUUUAUUCAAUAUGGAUUUAUUUUGCAAAAUACUGGACAAGCUAUUAGCAUAGCCGAAGUGGCUUAUAAAUUUGGUGUCAUAGCAAUGAUUGCUGGCUUAAUCGGAGUGCCUUUAGGUUCUAUGAUAGCACAAAAAUUAAGAGUUCGAUGGCACCAAGCCGACCCAUUAAUUUGUGCUGUUGGCCUUCUGAUAAGUGCCCCAUUAAUAUUCUUUGGAUCAAUAUUUGCUAGUUCAAAUGCUACAGCUUGUUAUAUUUUAAUAUUCUUUGGUCAAUUAGCCAUUAACCUAAAUUGGUCAAUAGUGGCUGAUAUGUUAUUGUACGUUGUAAUACCAACGAGAAGAUCAACCGCCGAGGCGUUUCAAAUAUUAUUCGCCCACGCCUUUGGUGAUGCAGGCAGUCCAUAUCUUAUAGGCGUAAUUUCAGAUGCUUUAAAAUUCGUAUUGUUGCCAAAUUUGACAAUAGGUUGGAUCGAACCUGAACAAAUGGCACUGCCAUUGACUGACGAUUUAAUUGUAGAUUUUCGAAGUUUACAAUACGCUCUAUUUCUUACGAUUUUUGUAGAAGUAUUAGGUAGUUUAUUUUUCUUCCUUACUGCCUUGUAUAUCGAAAAGGAUAAGGCAUUAGUAGAUCUCACCAUCUCAGAUGCUCUGGACUCCGAGGCGUCCGGUGAAUACGACGAGGAGCCCGAGGGUGAAUCUAUCAAUGCCCUCAUCAAACCCGACUGACUUUAAAAGAAAUAAACGGCGGUAGUGUUGAUAUUGAUUAAGGCCGAUGAUGAUGAUCGAUCGGGACCUUAGUCGUCGUGCGUUCCCUUUCGGACUUAAGCAUAAGAGCGGAUACAUUGAAAAUAUAAACGAGU